GUUUAUUCGCUUACAACGACUAUUAGAUAUAUGGAGCUAAAUUUAAAGGGUAAGUACUAACUAGUAAACAUGUAAGAAAACACUUGUAGAGAUGUAUAUAUCUUGUAUUUUUAUUUUUUUAUAAUAUACCCCAAACGUUUCUUAAUAUCAGGGAGAAACAUUUUUUUUAGACUCUCUUUUGCUAGGAAGGUGAUCGUUAUAAUUAUAAUUAUGAUUAUAGCGAUAAUUAACAGACGAUCAGUAUUUUUCUUUAUUUUGGUGAACUUUCGUGUCAAAAUUGACGAUAAUUGUAUGACGUUUUUCUCUUUAGUGUUUCUUUCUGUUUUAAUUAGAUAUGAUCAUUCACAUAUUAUAGCUGGUUAAGGAACUCUCGGCUUAGAGAUCGUCGAGCAAGUGCCAGACAUCGACGCCGUAGUGGUUCCCGUCGGUGGCGCUGGAUUAAUAGCAGGUGUUGCGAUAUCUGUUAAAACAGUUCAUCCGAAUUGCAUGAUUAUGGUCGAAUCGGAAAGGUGCGCGAGUUAUUAUGCGACGCGCGAAGCCGGUAAACCAACCUACAGCCACAUAUAGUCUACUUUCGUCGAUGGAUUGGCCGGUCCCAUGGUGUGAUAUAAUGCGUUUGCUACCAUGGAUUCGUUGAUCGAUUAAAUGGUCAUAGUAAAAGAAGAAUGGAUUGCGAUCGCGAUCUUGAAGUUGGUCGAGAACGAGAAAUGCGUUGUCGAGGGAGCAGGAGCGAUAGGUUUAGCAGCGGUAUUGGCUGGUCAGCUUGACGAACUCAAGGGAAAGAAAGUGACGUUACUAUUGUACAGCGACAACAUCGAUACAACCGUUUUGGGCAGGUGCCUGGAGCGUGGAUUAGCAAUAGAGGGCCGCCUCUUGAAAUUCACGGUGACAGUCUUGGAUCGUCCAGGUGGUAUUGCUGAGAUCUGCAGGACUCUGGCGGGUGUCGUCGUCUCCAUAAAGGACAUCAUGCAUGAGAGGGCUUAGGUAAUGUGCGACAUAUUUAGCGUGGAUUUGAAGGUUGUCUGCGAGACCAGGAAUCGGGAGCACGUCGAACAUCUCAAGAAUCUACUCCAUCAGAAUUAUUACAAAGUCGUUUUUGGCAGCGAUAAUACCUUAGUUUCAAGGAAUAUGGUACCUGAAAGGCUCUACUCAACCUCAACGACGAGCAGAAACGUACAAGUGUGAUAUCGGUCUCCUUGGGCAUUCACGCCCUGGUUCGUUCCUAUCACAGAAAAGAGUUGCAGAUAACUGUGACGGUGGUGACGUCGGUGGUAGCUCCGAUAAUGAAGAUUACGGCGUGUCGGCACUAUGGUGCGAACAUGAUUGUCAAUGGCAACGACAUGGGAGAGGCCAAGACAAUCGCUUUGACACAGGCAAAGGAGAAGGGUUUGGUCUAUAUCAAUGGAUGAGUAAAUAAUACCUCUAAAAGAGCAAGUAAUAGUCUAUCUAAUUUGUAACUUAAAAAUAUUUUUCAUAAAUUUUCUUUCCCUAUUUCUGACUACGAUAAAUUCAAUUUGAAUCCGCAAAAAUUAGCGGCUCCAUUCAGGACACGAUGCUGAGCAGUUUAUAUAAAAUUUAGAUAUAAUGUCGAGCAGAUAAAAGUGAGAAAAAUAUAUAUAUUUUUUUAUAAGUGUUUUCUUAUACGAUUUGAGGGUGGAAGUAAUCUCGCGGAGCUCAUUUCAUAUAUCUGAUAAUAAAUAUAAAGAUAAUGAGAAUAUAUUUCUUUAAAAAAAUCUUAAAAAUAAUAUUCGACUUAUUGUUUAAUAUUUUAAAUCUCUCUUAUUGUUAUACAUUGUGUUUCUUGUGUUCCUGCCGGUAAAUGUAAUAUCUACUCAUUUUAUGCUUCAUAUAUAGUAUAUAUCUGUACUAAAGAUGGAACAUCGAACAGAAAUAAUCGAUUAUAAGCUAUAAUCGGUAUCGAUAUCGCUCAUGUCUAGUCUGAAAAUAUUUGUUACAUUAUAUUACGUGUUUCUCUAUAUGUUCAAAAUUCAUUUGAAUUACCUAUUCUGUUACCUAUUCUAUUACCUAUUCUAAAAACAAAUAUUUUUGUUUCUGUCUCUUGUAUUGGUUACAUUUUAAUUUGACAACAGAAACCGACCAAGAGACACUCAAGAACAUAUAAACAUUUUAUUAUUGUCCUUCGAACAAUCGUUGCAAGAACAUCCAUACAACGAGAAUUGAAAGAAUCUUAUUAUUGAGAUUCAGUUCACGCAUGUUUCGCAUUAUUUCUUGUGAUAUUAUAUAGAAAUUACUCAGCAACUUCAUCAAACGGUCGCAUCGAUAUGAACUCAAACACACAAGUAUUUGAGUAUCAUGGAGCACGGAGAGCUGAAUAUUAUAAUCAGUUUUUCAAUCCAAAUAUUUGUCAUGUCUGCAAAGCGGUAGACAAAGGUAAUUUUAUACUAUGUGAUGAGUGCUGCUUGAUUUCUUAUUGCAACUACAAUCAUAAAAUGUUACACUAUGAAGAACACGCGCAUAUUUGCAAAAUUGUAGCACAGAUUUUGAAAAUAAAACCGCAAAAUGACACGCGCAGAUACGGCAGCUGGCAAAUAUGGAUCGUAAACAGAAGAAUUAUUAUGGAAUCAGCCGAAGAGACUUUUGGCAGUCCAAUAGAGAUGUACGUGAAACAGAUGAUCAUGUGGUCAAAAACAUGUGUUAUUUGUUAUCAACAGGCCAAACUACGAGCUUGUCAAAAAUGCUUUUCCGUUAAUUUUUGCAAUGAACACGCAGAAGCUUUUCGCAAGGAACAUGAUGGAAACACGUGCGAGCUAUUGACGCUAUUGCUGAAUAUAAAUAUCGAAACUAUUUCUGGCAUAAUGACUGAUAUAUCGUAUGAAUUUCUUUCGAGUGUAAAACGAGAUACACGUGUAAACGAGAUGCUCGAAUUUUACAUGAAAUGUGUAUUAAUAUCAAGAGACGACGUAAAUUGUCUUAUAAAGGAUUAUGUCUUGUCUGAUUACCUUUCAGGACCAUUGUCAAUCUACUAUGAAUUCGAAAAGAUAUAUGGCGAUAAGAAUUUUAAUGUUUUACGUCAGCAAUUAGUUGUUAUUCAUAUUAUAGCCGCAAACUCUGUGGAUAGACAUGGUUUACCGGCUUGGGAAGUUUUGUUACACCUUAUACCGGAAAUGCGUGAACUAAGAAUUAUAAUGAUAGGACCAGAAUUACGGACGGAAAAUUAUGGUCAUAAUAUUUGUAAUGACUGCCAGAACAAAGGAAAAAAAAUGAAAUUUUAUCCUAUUUGUAUGUUAUACCAUGAUUAUAUACAAACGAGUAAAAGUCAUCAGAUACCAGAUUUGAUCGUAGGAUUUGAAGCAAAACUUGAUAAAACACAGACAUGGUCCGAAUCUAUAAAAGUAAUACGGAAUUGUCUUUGUCCAUUAAUUUUAGGUGCUAAAUGCCAAGAAGAAGUUGAUAAUGACAUGCUUGCUAUUGAACAUGCCCUAAAUGUAAUUGUAGAACCUAUUGUUAACAAAAAUUAUUUCGCUGCUUUUGCACCACACAAAGACUUAAUGUCUAACAUUAUACGUUUUCGUAAUCAAUAUUUAAGUACAUACAAAAAUUUAGUAGAUUAGACAGUAAUAAUGAUAAUAAUCUUGAACAAAUGCUAUCAAUUCCCAGCUUUUCUAGAUGCUAGGGCCAGUAGCUCAUUGUAAAGAGGAUAUGAAUUAAAAUAUUUGUUAUUGUAAAUUAAUUAUAAAUAUUUCUAUUAAUUAAUUAUAAAUAAAGAUUAUACUCCCUUAAUAAUGACAGUUACAUUGCUUUCAAUGGAAAAUUAAAAAUUAUAAUUUAAUUUUUCGUCGAGCAUCUGUAAGAUUUAUUUAUCGUAAGUGCUUCGAAUAUUAAAGGUCACAAGGAAGCAUUUGAAUAUCAAUUUUAAAGAAUAUAUAACAUUACGCUUCGCUGUACAUUUCAGAUCUUUUUGUUCGCGAUAUUCUUUUUGUUUUCGGGUAUUCGAUAUUUGUUAUAUAUCCCAUUACAAUUCGAGUCGUCAAGAAUUUCUGAGAAGCGCAGAGAUAUUUGUAAACACUCGAUUAGUAUAUCCUUCUAAUGAUGAAAAUAUUUAAUGCACAUAUUAAUGUACACAUAC
This is a messenger RNA of Odontomachus brunneus, 4087 nucleotides long. RefSeq lists its product as uncharacterized. The record is from RefSeq and is a predicted model, not a curated record. The transcript has 4 exons. NCBI's taxonomy places the organism in Eukaryota, Metazoa, Arthropoda, Insecta, Hymenoptera, Formicidae. Bases 2283 to 3572 code for a protein of 429 amino acids. Gene Ontology annotation, cellular component: extrinsic component of mitochondrial inner membrane.